AUGACUAAUGGGAGGUUUAGGAGUGUAAGGCAUAGAGUGUUGGCUGGUAGUUUGAAAUCAAGGGUAUCAAUGAUUUACCUUGGAGGACCACCUUUGACUGAAAAGAUAGCACCGUUACCCUCACUAAUGGAAGACGGAGAAGAAGGUUUGUACAAGGACUUGACAUGGUGCGAAUACAACAAGGCUGCGUACAAGACAAGGUUGGCUGAGAAUAG
Ilex paraguariensis (yerba mate) is the source of this 215-nucleotide messenger RNA. NCBI's taxonomy places the organism in Eukaryota, Viridiplantae, Streptophyta, Magnoliopsida, Aquifoliales, Aquifoliaceae. The record is from the annotation of a GenBank genome assembly.